GUCGGGGAGGCGCGGCUGGGCGCGGGCUGUGGCGCCGGUCCCUCCUGGCUGCCGAGUCCGCCGCGCGUCGGUGCUGGGCCUGGGCCGGCCGAGGACCGCAGACCCGAGCCGGGAUGCCAGAAGGGCCGUCUGUGAGGAAAUUCCACCAUUUGGUGUCCUCCUUUGUGGGCCAGCAGGUAGUCAAGACAGGGGGCAGCAGUAAGAAGCUUCACCCUGAUGGCUUCCAGGCACUGUGGCUGCAGGACGCCCAGGUCCAUGGAAAGAAAUUAUUUCUAAGAUUUGAUCCAGAUGAAGAAAUGGGGCGCCCUGGUAACAACCACCCAGUGCUAGAGAGUCCAUGCAGAGGAGCACAGGGGGAAGGGGCCGCCGACCAGAAGCAGGCCUCGUGGCCCCAUGGACCCAAGAUCUCUGAUGGAGCCUUUCAUUCUGCAGAGCUCGUUGUUCUCCAAGGAGGUGAUGGCCCUGUGUGUUUGAGGGGAGACACCCCUGCAGGAGGAGCGGAGAGGUGGCUGCAGGUCAGAUUUGGUUUGUUUGGCAGUGUUUGGGUGAACGAGUUCUCUAGAGCCAAGAAAGCCAACAAGAGAGGCGAUUGGAAGGAUCCUGUUCCAAGGUUGAUCCUGCAUUUUGGUGGUGGUGGCUUCCUGGUAUUUUAUAAUUGUCAGAUGUCUUGGAGCUCUUCCCCAGUAGUCACACCCACCUGUGACAUCUUGUCUGAGAAGUUCCAUCGAGGACAAGCCUUGGAAGCCUUGGGCCAGGCUCAGCCUGUCUGCUAUACACUGUUGGAUCAGAGACACUUCUCAGGGUUAGGGAACAUCAUUAAGAACGAAGCCUUAUAUAAAGCAGGGAUCCACCCGCUGGCUCUCGGUUCUCUCCUGAGUCCCUCACGUCUGGAGGCCCUCGUGGACCACGUGGUGGAGUUCAGUACAGACUGGCUUCAGGGCAAGCUCCAGGGCAAACAAAAGCACACACAGAUCUACCAGAAAGAACAUUGCCCCGCCGGGCACCAGGUCAUGAAGAAGGCGCUUGGGCCACCCAGUGGGUUCCAGAGGCUCACCUGGUGGUGCCCACACUGUCAGCCCCAGUUGUCCUCCGAGGGGCCAGAGCAGUCCCAGCUCUCCGAAGGCGUUAAGGACUCUCUGCAUGGAACCUUGCCCUUUGGUGACCGUGACGCCUGAGUGUUUGGAAAGGAGAGAGUGGCCAGGGAGUGGGGCUGUGUGCAGAGGACAGGGUGGGUCGGGGGUGUCAGCACUGUUGAUAUUCAUCUUACUGGAGUGGUGUCUAAGGCAGAGUUUUCAGAAGGUUAGAU
Microcebus murinus (gray mouse lemur) is the source of this 1306-nucleotide messenger RNA. RefSeq names its product nei like DNA glycosylase 2 (gene NEIL2). Gene Ontology annotation, molecular function: damaged DNA binding; DNA N-glycosylase activity; DNA-(apurinic or apyrimidinic site) endonuclease activity. Gene Ontology annotation, cellular component: nucleus. NCBI's taxonomy places the organism in Eukaryota, Metazoa, Chordata, Mammalia, Primates, Cheirogaleidae. Gene Ontology annotation, biological process: base-excision repair. The record is from RefSeq and is a predicted model, not a curated record.